GUCAAAUGUCAAAUCGGUAUGUUGUGUUUUCAUUUUUCAUUUCCAAUCGGGGUAUAAAAGUGAUGAUUAAUUUAAAAUUUUUUGUUUUUGAAAACACUGACUUAAAGUUUAUUCCGUAAGCGAUAUUAAUAAGCAAAUCGUUAUCCAAAUUAAUAAAAGUUUGUUUAGGUUUUUCAUCGGUUUAAAUUACUUAAAAAACCAGAAUUUGCUGAUAACACAUCAAAUUAACUUUUUUCAAGGAUAUACGCGUUGGAUAAUUUAUUAAUAAUUAAUUUUGCUCUAUUUUUUUAUCGUAUUUGAAACAAUUUUUCUAUAAUUUAUUGUAAAUACGUUGCAGCGAUUUUUAUCGAUUAUUUCUCAGAAAAUGUCAAAAAUGAGAAUGUGUAUUGUUUGUUAAAACUUUUUAUGCACUGGUGACGUAAUUUAAUGAGUUAUGAACUUUAAGAAAAAAGUAAAAACUUGAUAACAAACAUGGAUGAAGUAAAUUUAGUAAGUAAUUGGUAUAAGAUACCAAAAUGGUUCCUAAGGCUGUGUUUUAUUAUUAUAAACAAUUUAUACUGUAUACCUACGUAUGUUAUGUGGAUGAUCCUCUUGUUACCACUUAGAAAAGUAAAUCCAGACGUGUAUUGGAAAAUAGAGGGAUAUUUUUUCCAUUGGCUCCUGGCGAUGGUUUCCAUGUGGAGCUAUUCUGCAGGAUAUGACAUUGUAGAAGUAGGAGACGACAUAACACAUUGUCUGGAUGAAAGGACGCUAGUGAUAGCGAACCAUCAAUCGACAGCGGACGUGCCUUUGUUAUUUUCGUGUUUCAAUCCCAAGAAUAAUGUAUUGCCCAAUAUUAUGUGGAUAAUGGACAGCGUAUUCAAAUAUACAAAUUUCGGAAUCGUUAGUGUAUUACAUAAGGAUUUUUUUAUCAGGGCGGGUAAAGCAACCCGAGACAAAUCUUUACAAGAAUUUGCACAACAUUUGUUAGACGUCUAUAUACCCUUAGGCAGGAAAUGGCUGGUGUUGUUUCCCGAAGGUGGUUUUUUGAGGAAACGAAAGGCAGUGUCGCAUAGGUAUGCGGAAAAAAUGAAUUAUCCCAAAUACGAGUACGUUACCUUGCCAAGAGUGGGAGCCAUGCAAGUUAUCAUGGACACUUUAAAUAGAAAAGCUGUCGUAAAUAAUAACUCUAAUUCUGCGAAAAGUGACGUUUGGGACGUACCUCGAAUCGAAUGGAUUCUCGACAUAACUAUUGCCUAUCCAAACGGCUGGCCGAUCGACCUCGGCCACAUCGCGUUCGGCAAUAGGGAACCCUGCCAAACUACUCUCUUCUACCGCAUCUACCCCUGCAAGGAAUUACCCCAAGACCCCGAGGCCAUGACGAAAUGGCUGUUCGACCGAUGGGCGGAAAAAGAAACUAUGUUAGAAACCUUUUACAGGACCGGCUCGUUUUCGAGCGAAUUCAGUCCCAACAAAUAUCAUCCGCCGAAAGUCAUCGUUCAAGACUACCUGAGGUACGCCAUAUUGCACAUGUUUUUUAUAGUCUCUACGUACAUACACCUGAAGAUGUUUCUGGCUGCGUACAAUUAUUAUUACUAUCUGGUUUAUUAGCGGCACGCCAUCGUCGCAUAUUUGGUAUGUUUGGUGAGGUACUAUUUGUAAUUGUUUGUCCUGUGUUUUAGUGAUAAAUGGAUAAAACGAUUUAAUGUUAAAUAUUUACGAUCGAAAAUUUUGUUUAUAUACAGCACAAUGUUUACCUAUAUUAAAAAGAAACUACAUGUUCGUUGUUUUUUUUUUUACUUGAAGCAAAUGUUAUUAUAAAUGCAGUUGAUGCGAGGCAAUUUGUCUGUAGUGCAAUGAUGGUCAGCAAUGAUUGCCGUAAACUUUAUAUCGUUCACAUUUAAUAAAAAAUAUUGACAAUAUAACUGAUUAAAUGACCAGUGUUAUUAUCUCCCUUGCACACUUACAGUAAUUGUUGGUGAUUGAAUAUGUUAGACAAAUUGAGUCGCGGUAAUUGUACGGUAAUUUACAGACAAAAAAAUAAGUUCAUUGCAUGUUGUCGUAUAACGCACUUUUUUGUCUUGAGUAGAGGAAGAACCUAUCAUCAUUACAAUAUAACCUAUUGCUUCUUCGCUUUACAUAGACUUUCCAAUUUUCUACAUCUUCAAUUUUCUGCAUCCUUAUUAUUGCUACUUUUCUGCUAUGGUCGUUCAUCAGACAUUUUUUUUUGUACUAUUAGUUUAGUCCAACUUGCGUCUUGAAUUUUUGCCAGUUCCUCCCAACGACGCUUUUGAACCUCAUACCUCUUUCGGUUGUUUUUUUUUGGUAUAUU
Psylliodes chrysocephalus is the source of this 2311-nucleotide messenger RNA. NCBI's taxonomy places the organism in Eukaryota, Metazoa, Arthropoda, Insecta, Coleoptera, Chrysomelidae. The record is from the annotation of a GenBank genome assembly.